Messenger RNA from Phragmites australis (common reed), 859 nucleotides. Its product is annotated as protein TIFY 11b-like. Gene Ontology annotation, cellular component: nucleus. Gene Ontology annotation, biological process: regulation of jasmonic acid mediated signaling pathway; regulation of defense response; response to wounding. The transcript has a single exon. The coding region runs from base 121 to 636 and encodes 171 amino acids. The record is from RefSeq and is a predicted model, not a curated record. NCBI's taxonomy places the organism in Eukaryota, Viridiplantae, Streptophyta, Magnoliopsida, Poales, Poaceae.
CGCGACCUGUCGACCCACGCAGCCUUCAAGCGAGCAUAGCAAACCAAAACCACCGGCGGACAAGGAGAGGAAGAGGAAGAGGAAGAGGAAGCGCAGAAGAGAAGCGAAAUCCUGGUCGAUAUGGCUAUGGCGGAAGCGGAGGGGAUGAAGAGCCGGAGGUUCGCGCUGGCGUGCGGGGUGCUCAGCCAGUACGUCAAGGCCGAGCAGAAGAUGGCGGCCGUCGGAGCCCCUGCCCUGCGCGCGCCGGCCACGACGCUGAGCCUCAUGCCCGGCGCUGACGUCGGCGCGGCCGCGAGGGAGGAGGAGGAGGCGGCCGGGCCCGCCUCGACGGCGGCGCCGCUCACCAUCUUCUAUGGCGGGAGGGUGGUCGUGUUCGGGAAUUUCCCGGCGGAGAAGGCGGCCGAGGUGAUGCGCCUAGCAGCCAGCGCGGGCGCGGAGCGGGCGGCGGCCCCGGCGCCGCGCGACGACCUGCCCAUCGCCAGGAAGGCGUCGCUGCAGCGGUUCCUCGCCAAGCGCAAGGACCGGCUCGGCGAGCGCGCGCCCUACGCCCGCCCGACCGCGGAGGAGGAGAAGAAGACGGCUUCUUGGCUUGGACUGGGGAGCACGGACGCCGACCGCCUCACCAGCGCGAUGUGAAUCUGAUUCGGGAGCUCGCUGGCCUCCCACGAUGGGAAUCAUCAAUUAGUUAAUCAAUUGGGCGGGUUGUUGGUGUUGGAUUGGAUCACACGGAGCCAGAGCAUUUGCUCACGCUCAUACACGGACAGGCUUGUAGAGUUCCAUUCUUGUUUUUAUCUUUUUUAGUACAAGAGAAGAGAGUUUUACUCUUGUCAAAUUGGAUACAAAGAUUGAGAUUGAACAA